AUGAGUUCUCCUGCAGUGUCUGCAACGUAUACUCUGCCAGGAGUAAUGCACUACCUGCAAACGGAGUUCACCAGAAAUGAACGGGAUCGUCUGGGCUGGGAGCUGGAAAGAAGCGAAAUGAAGACCCGUAUCGCGCAGCUUGAAGGCGAAAAUAGAACUCUCAGAUAUGAGCUGGCAAAAUUCAAGGACGCAGACAUUAGUGGGGGUAGGACUGCGGUCGAUGCCUCUAUUCAAGAGCCGCUCUUGUUGAAGUCCAAGCUCGCAGUUCAGGAAAAUGUUAAAGAAAUAGUUUAUCUUCUAAGGAGUCCCAAUGUUACAGAACAUCUCCAAGGCUUGCGUGAUUCUAGUGAUGCGGUGCAUAGACUUGAAAAUUUGAAUUUAAGUGCCAAGACUUCACAAACUUCAAGUCCUGUGAUACAACAGGGGUCCCUAACGCAAGCGGAGGUUAAUCUUCAGCGAGACCACGGCUCAACACAGCUGCGUCAAGCAGCCGUCGCUUCUUUUUCCCCGGAUGAACCAACUUUCCAACCUGUGCGUGUCGAUGCUGACGUAACAGAAGAUAGUUCUUACGAGGUAGGUUCGGAAUCAGGCACCAUCGUCCCUGAGCAAGCACCUGUACAUAGGCCAAGAGCCUCCUCUCUUUUCUCUUCUAGUCCUGGAAGUCCGGUAAUCAAUGCAGUUUUGCGUUGUAAGCGUCUGAGAUAUCACCUAGCUGGAAUUGAAAACCUCAUCAUUUCUCAAUACAACAUGCUUUCGUAUGCAAGAGACGGCCUAUUGAAACAUUGGAUGAUAGAGCCAAACUUGAAUUGCAAUGAAAAACUGACGAAGAGUUUCCACGGCCUUGGACCUAUGGUUUUGGACAUGUUUUGGCUAGAUAAUCAAACCUUUCUCACUAUAGAUAACUUUGGGUUAAAAGUUUGGCAAACCUCUGAGAGUGCCCCGCUCUCCACACUUGAUGUUUUCAACGACGAGUCUCUUGUCAGCUUUCCAGACAUACAAAGCGUCAAUUUCAAAAACAAGUGGUUGAUGCUAACGACCAAUAAUGCCGUCCAUAUUUGGGAGUUGUCGAUAAGUGCCGAAUCAAUCAAAAUUGUAAGCGAGAAUACACUGGACAAGCUGGGAGUGCUACUUGAUUCCAUCCUUGGUAUGACCGAAAAAUCAUUAAUAAUUUUCAAGCAGGACCCAUACGAACUUGUUAUCUACACGUUCCAGAACGAAGUUCUGCAAACGAUAAGUCUGCAGGACGACAUCACAGCAGCUUUUCAGGAUGUGAGUACUAUUGACGAUUCUUGUCGUCGCUUGUUGUUGAACAAGCGGAGCUCAAAGUUACUGAUCCAGCUAGGGGACUUCAUUGCAGUAUACUCUUUUGACCGUAGGAAAGUUGUUCUAGCCGCGCGUUUAGAAUUGAUUCCAACGAGCAUUGUGUUUCGCUCCACUAAAGACGAUGUAAUUCUGGCGUUUGAUGACGGCACCAUCGAAAUCAGGAAUGUAGCCAGUUUUUCAAAAGUCUUGAAAACUUACAAUCAUUAUGAUGACGAGACCGAAUACGAAGAUGAAAGUGUUCCAAAAUCAGAGAAGAAAUCCGACGAUAGCACACUCGCAAAACUGCGGCAAAGCGGGCACAAGGGAUUGAUCAUCGAUACCGCAGAUAUAGACUCUACCACCGUCAUCAUCUCCGGCGGGGAUGAUGGCAUGAUCAGAAUGGAGAGGAUCACAGAUAACACUUAA
Messenger RNA from Lachancea sp. 'fantastica', 1728 nucleotides. NCBI's taxonomy places the organism in Eukaryota, Fungi, Ascomycota, Saccharomycetes, Saccharomycetales, Saccharomycetaceae. The record is from the annotation of a GenBank genome assembly.